Messenger RNA from Saprolegnia parasitica CBS 223.65, 260 nucleotides. RefSeq lists its product as hypothetical. The annotation marks the transcript as partial. NCBI's taxonomy places the organism in Eukaryota, Oomycota, Saprolegniomycetes, Saprolegniales, Saprolegniaceae. The transcript has a single exon. The record is from RefSeq and is a predicted model, not a curated record.
AUGGGCAACAGGCCGUCGUCGCGUCGCCCAGGCCCGACGAUCGAGACGUCGACCACCGAGUCGAUCACCACCGACUCGUACGUCUCUGCGAUGCCACCGGCGCGCCUCCGAGCCCUCGACCCGACCGCCAUCGUCACGACCAAGAGCCUACGACCCAACAUGGACGCGGCAACCCUCGACGGCAAGACGUCCAUCGUGCUCAAGCGCUACGGAGUGGGGCGGUCCAAGCACUUGGCGCACGAAGCCAGCGUCCUCUCACG